GAAGAAAAUGAAGUCGACUUGCCAGCGGAAGUUGUAGACGCCACAUGCAGCUGCAGCAUUGAGUCGUCUGUUCCAGCCCAGAGUCCUGUUGAGUAUCAACUGGCUGUAGACCCUUCAGCAAUAUGACCAGUGUGGAACAGGUGUCAGCAGUAGGACAGGUUCUGACAGACUCUGGACUGGACCUAACCCGGCGGUUCAGAGCCUUAUUCACCCUGAGGAACUUGGGAGGUGCUGAAGCUAUAGAAUGGAUCAGUAAGGCCUUCACUGACGAGUCGGCCCUGUUGAAGCAUGAGCUGGCUUACUGCCUGGGACAGAUGCAGGACAAACGGGCCAUACCCAUUUUGAUUGCAGUACUCAAAGAUACACAGCAGGCACCGAUGGUCAGGCAUGAAGCAGGGGAGGCUCUGGGAGCAAUUGGCGAUCCUGUGGUUCUGGACCUGCUGAAGGAGUACAGUCAGGAUCCUGUCAUAGAGGUUGCAGAGACGUGUCAGCUGGCUGUUCGUCGGCUGGAGUGGCUGCAGAGUGGAGGCGAGAAGCAGCUGAAUGAUGGAAACACGGAUAAGAACCCGUACUGCUCAGUAGACCCAGCUCCUCCAGCAGUGAGGAAGAGUGUGUCAGAGCUGCGCACUAUCUUGUUGGAUGAAAGUCUGCCGCUCUUUGAACGCUACCGUGCCAUGUUUGCCCUGCGGAACCUGGGCAAUGAGGAGGCUGUGCUGGCACUGGGAGAAGGCUUGCAGUGCUCUAGUGCUCUGUUCCGUCACGAGAUCGGCUAUGUCCUGGGUCAGAUGCAGCACCCGGCCGCAGUCCCAGCCCUGCGCGCAGCUCUGGAGCGUUCCGGUGAGAACCCCAUGGUCCGACACGAGGCGGCAGAGGCUCUCGGGUCCAUCGGCAAAGAGGAGUGUCUGACUGUGCUGCAGCAAUACCGUGGAGAUGGAGAACGUGUCGUCAAGGAGAGCUGUGAGGUCGCUCUGGAUAUGCUGGAGUAUGAAAACAGUGAUCAGUUCCAGUAUGCAGAUGGACUUGUCAGGUUACAGGGUUAAAGGUCUAUGUUCCCGCUUCACUGAAAUCGCUUUUUUAACGCAUUUACUCCUCUCUGUACUAUAUAAUAUCUUAUACAGCAGAGGUGCCAGGACAUCUCAGUGCAUCAGUAAAACUAUUGGGUCCUCCAGGAUCAAGCUCCACAGUAAGAAAGAUACUUGGCGCUUAAAACCAAAAAAUGAAACUGUAAAGCAUGGUGUGGGUGUUGCUGUGUGGAGGGGACAGAAAGGAAAAGUGUCCCCUGUGUUGUUUCCCCCUUCAAGAUGCAACUGCACACGUCUUCACUGCUGUCAUUUGGGGUUUUGUGGAAACUACAGCACCUCCACUAUGCUCACACUCUCUGGUCAGCUUUGGGCUGAAGGUUGUAAGCCUGUGGGAUUGAUGUGAUGAUUUUAAGGGCUUUUCCAUUGAAGGCCUGUUACUUUGGUCUUUCUUAAUCCUUUUUUCCUGGGAGCUGUAUGUGAUCAUACAGUCUGAUAGAAUGGAAAUGAGACAGGGCUAUAUGACUUGUUUUGAGUUUAUGGCAUUGGUUCUGAUCCAGGCUGCACUACGUGGUGUUUAGGUCAUUUUGCUAUAGCCUCAUAUAGCCAGACCUACCACCACACUCUGUGUUAGCGCCAUGCCAUCGCUGGAUAUAGGUCUGGCUGAACCCCAUCAUAAUUCUACAAUAAGGAAAAAAACACAGAGUUGUUUGUGUUUUUUUUUUUUU
Molecule: messenger RNA, 1747 nt
Organism: Epinephelus fuscoguttatus (brown-marbled grouper)
Lineage: Eukaryota; Metazoa; Chordata; Actinopteri; Perciformes; Serranidae
Gene: dohh
Product: deoxyhypusine hydroxylase/monooxygenase
Exons: 6
Coding region: 123-1040 (305 amino acids)
Biological process (GO): peptidyl-hypusine biosynthetic process
Molecular function (GO): deoxyhypusine monooxygenase activity
Source: RefSeq, a predicted model, not a curated record